This is a messenger RNA of Leptidea sinapis, 1688 nucleotides long. Its product is annotated as H/ACA ribonucleoprotein complex non-core subunit NAF1. The coding region runs from base 188 to 1525 and encodes 445 amino acids. The record is from RefSeq and is a predicted model, not a curated record. Gene Ontology annotation, molecular function: RNA binding. Gene Ontology annotation, cellular component: sno(s)RNA-containing ribonucleoprotein complex. The transcript is spliced from 5 exons. Gene Ontology annotation, biological process: ribosome biogenesis; box H/ACA snoRNP assembly; pseudouridine synthesis. NCBI's taxonomy places the organism in Eukaryota, Metazoa, Arthropoda, Insecta, Lepidoptera, Pieridae.
GUUGUUUUCCUACUUGUGAAGUUCUGAAUUCUGCAUUCUGCAAUUUCAUUCCUCAUUUUUUACGCCAUGCUUUGUUUAAUUUUUACUUAGUAUGUACUUUGGUCUUACAUACUUAAAUGUGUAAAGUACUUCCUUUCUCUUCCACUUGAAAUAAUUAAUGGCAUAAAAGCUUCACGGGGCUCCAAUCAUGGACGAUAAAAUCCGAAAAAAAUUUACAGUACAAGCAGUGAAACUCAUUGCUGAUUACGGAUCAGAUUCUGAUUUCGAUAAUACACCCCCCAACGAGAAGACCGAUGAAAAUAAUAUGGAAGAAGAAUCUGAUUCAGUCGAGCUUAGCGAAAUGGUUCUAAAGCAUAAUAUAAUAAAUGCAUGUGCUCACGGUCCGCUUUCGGAGCCCAGCAAUAAUGAAGAAGUUACUAGGCAUAUGAUAAUUGAUAGUUCGCAAAACAGUGUGACUGAAUAUGAUGUCACUUCAUAUAGAGAAGAUGAUAAGAGUGAAAGUGAUUCAGAUUCAGACAGUUCUGAUGAUUCAAGUGAUAUAGUAGGUGUUAAGUGUGUAGAUGAUUUGUCCAGUGGAGAUGAAGGAGGAGACACAAAUCCAAGUAAGAUUGUACCACCUAAAGUACAAGGUGAGUUAGGUUUAGAUGACCUGCCUCCUAUUGAGGACCUCACCAUUAGUCUGCCAGCUCAAGAAACCACCAACAUUGGCAAGGUUUUAAAUAUAAUUGAUAGAUUAGUUAUUGUUCAAGCAUUCCCUGGCACCUCGGCUGUGGAUAUAGAUACUAUAUUAUUUUUAGAAAAUGGUGCAAAAGCCCUGGGAAAGGUGUUUGAUGUUUUUGGACCUGUUCGAGAGCCCCACUACUGUGUACGGUUUAAUUCCCCAGAGCACAUAGUUGGGCGUGGGAUUGAGAUUGGCAUGGAAGUGUGUAUAGCGCCAAGGACGUCACACACCAACUAUGUGUUUGUUAAUGAACUCAUGAGAUCUAAAGGGUCGGAUGCAUCAUGGUUGAAUGAUGUCGAGCCUCCUCCCGGCCACAUUGAGUACUCUGAUGAUGAGGAGGAAAGAAGAGCCAGGAAAGAGAAGAAACAAAGUAGACAACAUGCAGAUAAUCACGACAAAGGAGAGGCUUCUAACAAUCCACAGAGAAAGAUCAUUGAACCUAGAAGAAAUAGACCGGUGCAGCAAUUUAGCAGAUUUGGUGCAACUAGCCGCCCAUGUAACGCGCCAUUUAGAGUUGCGACUCCUCUGUUAAGCAAUAUGUUACAUCAAGAGUAUGAUAACAGUAUCCCACCUCCACAUCUCAUGGCUCCCAGAUUUUCUGUACCACCCGGCUUCAGUGCUCCGAUGCAUAAUGCAUUCCGAAUGCCCAGACACCAAUUCGGGAGAAUGGCUCCUAUGCCGCCACCAAAUAUGCCCAAUUUUGGACAGAAUAUGUCUGUCUUCGGCGCAGCAAACUUUUGGAAUUAUGGAGGGCCGUUUGGCCAAAUGAUCUACAGACCACCCCCACCACCCCCCGGGACAUAAUCAAUUGAUGAUACUCUCCUUGUACCAAUAAGUGUUUGAUAUUCUAGUGUUGUUAUCCAAAUACUUGUAUUUAUCUCUAAAAUAUAUAGUUACAGCGUGCAUUAAUUAAUUUUAUUGCAUUAUAUUAUGUAUAUUACUGUGAAUAAAGUUUGUUAAGAUAUUC